AUUCGCGCGAAAUUGUUGGGUCAACUGAUGAACAUCCUCUGUUAUUUGAAGACGCACAUACAUGGCACACAUAAUAUGCGGACAACGAAUCGAAAGGAAUGGAAGAUAUAUUUGCAUCUCUAAUAUAUGCACAAAGAUACUUUGCUACACAAAACAACGCAUGUAUGCUGCUUCUUCAGUGAAGAUCUUCGAGAGAGAAUAUGAAAACGCCCUGCACCGCGCAGCACCGAACUCCAGUCCCGUCAGACCGGAAAUUGCAAGUACACAUUUCUUGUUCGCUGUCUAAAUUCAAGAUAACAAGACUGCCACAUCUCACGCUUUUAAUGCAACAUGCAGGGAUUCAAAGCGGUCAGAAAUACGAGAGGAUAUAAAUCGGACCAAAUUAUGCCUGUAAAUGAUUUCUGCGUGGCGUAGUUCAACAAUUCGCGGCGAUCACCAAUCGAGUCUACAUGUGGGUUUUCGACCAGCAGGUGUUGCAUCGGAAGGAAGAUAGUUACAUGGUGAUUGCUAUGGAAACCCACGUGUAAAACUUUCUCAAAGCACACAAACUCCAGUGAAAUUGGCCAUCUAUGCGAAGACAAAGCGCUUAUAAAAAAGAAAAGCAAAUCUUAUCGUGUAAGAAGGUGCACUCUGCUGAAAACACGAAAAACAGGAAGGCCCUGUUAAAGUUGAUGCAGCAAGAGCAUUUGAUGGAAAAGAACCUUGCUAACUUGAUGGAGAACAUGAAACUGGAACCAGAAGUUCUGCGAUCCGUUUUGCAUAAUAUGAGUGACAUCUCGAAAACCAGGCAAAUCUUUGUCGAUAACGUGAAGAAAUCUUUGGAAGAAAUCGCUGAGGAACUACGAUCAGCAAAAUCCAUAACAAAUUUUCUCGAAAAAAUUCAAAAAUUAGACACAAAUGCAUACAAGCAGCGACUCGUGAGAUUGUCACGAAAAAUUCGGGACUUUAAAGAAUCCUGCCAAUUAGAGACUUUAUCGCAAGAGCAAACAUCUCUCGAGUCUGAAUUACGUGAAUUCGAAUCAAGUUUGCAUAAGUAUGAGAGUGCAACCGGUAAUAUUGGCAAACCGACUUCUGCUGCGUUCUUUAACAAGGAAAAUAAAAGAUGCCACGAUUAUAAGGAGAUCCAUGAUUUCCAUGCGUUAAUUGCUAAAACAGGUCACACCGAUAAUUGGAGUGACGAGGAUCACCUUUUGUUUCUGAAAAUGCGGAAAAAAUGUAACAACAUCCCUGCUCUGGUGGCCGCUGUUCAAGUCAAGUGUCCAGAUUUAACUGCAGAAAUCAUAGUAAAUCACGAAGCGUGGUACAAGGUUUACUUGAGUCUACGUGAAAAGCAACGUUCAAGCGUUAGAGAGUGGCGCAAGCAGAGAGAAAUCGAGAAAACAAAGAAAAAUUGUGAGAACCAAACCUUGGAAGAAACUUCGAAAGACAAAACGAGUUGCAAUCUCACAAAAGAACUUUCGAAUCGUAUGACAGACGAAUGUAAAGGAAGAACAGCGAAGACCGACGAUUCCGUUGAUAUUAAUAACGCAAACCAGAAGAAGCAAUUAAUAAGACGAUGGAAAGAGGAGAAAGAGAAUAAGCGUUCGAUGGAUGAAGAGCAGUCGAGGAUUCUGAUAGAAUCGAAACUGGUCGCGCAAGAAAAGCGUAAAAGAGAGAAGCUGAAGAGAAUUCAAGAAGCUUUGGCGGAGUAUCGUGAGAGAAAAUCGAUGGAAGUUUCUUCAGAAACUUCGAAAGACGUUUUGAAAGCGGGACCGAAGUACAAUCCAGUGUUGAUUAAAGCCUUCAGGAAGCAAGACGAAGAGUAUACGAGAAAAAAGAAAAAUUUGAUAGCAAGAUCACGAAGACCGAAUAAAAGUCGAACAGUGAAAGCAAGAUUGCAAAUAACAAAGCGACAUUCGACUCUGUUAAAUCCGACCAAAGUAUGGAAGGAAAGAUGCAGAAUACAUAAUCUUAAUUCUAGCACGAAGGAAGCGAGAAAACUGCAAUAUAUUAAAGACGUUCCUCGUUUGUAUGUCCAAUGGAGAAACAGAGAAUCAACAGAAAUUAAGGAUACACUAGCGUCUCUCUGAAGUCAAUAAGAAUUUGUUUUCAGUCCAAGUCACUUAAAGCUUAAUGAGGAAGGAAAUAAAAAUAUAUAUAAAACAUUGAUAUAUACUUAUGUUUAUUUUUUCUUUACGAACGUACCUUCUUGUUUCUUUCAGACGAUGUACAUAAUAAGUUAUGAGUAAACGAGUGUUGAGUUUAUCCAGGAGACCGCCGUAUCGAAUUACUCGGCUUUCGAUUAUAUUAAAAAUUGCUCUAUCUUCGCUAUUUUUCAUUUAUUUGCAGGAACAAAAACGGAGGGAAGCAAAAGAGAAAGGAAAACGAUAGACCAUCUCGUCGUCGACGUCGUCUCAGAUAACUCCAACCCUCGGCGACUUUACUCAAAUAUAUAUAAUAUACUUUCUAUUAAUCUUCUGUUCGUUAAUUCGAUAUUCUUUCGUUUAGAUUACCAAAUACAAAAACAUAGGUGAUACAAUAUAUAUAUAAUAUAUAUAAUGCUAUGAUACGAGUGUCUCGUAUCGCGCCGAAUACGAUAGCCACUUCGACGGUUCGCCCGCUGUAUGUACGUCUAGCUUCCUCUUUUUAUUAAUUAUUACUAUUAUUAAUUACUAUAUUUGUUUACAUGUCGCGGGAUAAUCCUACGCGGCGCGAUACGGCGACACCUCUCAUCCUUUUGUGGGAAUACUUACGCGCAAAAACCUUAAAACGUACUCUUUCUCUUCGUCUGUCUCUCUUUCAGACAGUAUAUUUAUAUAUAUAUAUAUUUAUAUUUUAUAUAUAUACUUUUGUUUUUAUUUAUUUAUAUAUGUAUACGUAGAAAUAUAAUUAUUUAGAAUUUAUAAUGCGUACCGCCUAGAAAUUUGUUUAUUACAACGAACGAUAAAUCAAUUCAACGCACACUCUCUCACUCACACUCGCUCAAUCGACACACGUGCCAUUCGAUGCAACGGCUGUUGCAAUUUUUUUUUAUCACUAACUCUCCUUUGAAACCCAGACGAUAAAUAUGUACAUGUGUGUGUGAACAUUUGUACAGCGGAGUCUCCCUUUC
Molecule: messenger RNA, 3091 nt
Organism: Linepithema humile (Argentine ant)
Lineage: Eukaryota; Metazoa; Arthropoda; Insecta; Hymenoptera; Formicidae
Product: coiled-coil domain-containing protein 112-like
Source: RefSeq, a predicted model, not a curated record